Messenger RNA from Linnemannia hyalina, 1044 nucleotides. Lineage: Eukaryota; Fungi; Mortierellomycota; Mortierellomycetes; Mortierellales; Mortierellaceae. The record is from the annotation of a GenBank genome assembly.
AUGUCAACGAUAAGAGCAAGAUCCUCGGCAAAGUCGGAAUCAAGCACCUCCUCAUCCAUGACAACCACCGUCCACUCGAUCCGGCCUGUCACAGAUACGCACCGCAACCAUGACGAACAAGAAGACGAAGCAGACGAGACAACACCCGUCAUUGGAUCAGGAGGACAGGGCCCGAUCUGCCAUUGGGAUGAGCUCCCUGCCUGGAUGCAGGACAACCCUGCGAUCUUUACAGGUUACCGUCGUCCUACAUUCAGCUACAAGAAGUGUGCCGCCUCUCUGGGGUUCCUUCAUAACGAGAGUGUGAAUGUAUGGUCGCACUUGAUCGGAGCGAUCGCAUGUAUCGUUGUCGCACCCUUGGUCUACUUCAAGGUCUUCCACACCCUCGAGACGGUUCACUGGACGGACAUAAUGCACUUUUACAUCUUCAUGGCAGGAGCGAUCUUGUGUCUGUCCAUGUCGACACUCUUCCACUUGUUCUCUUGCCACUCUGAGCCCGUCUCUCACCAUUGGAACCGAUGCGACUAUGUCGGCAUUGUCUUUUUGAUCACCGGCUCCUUCUACCCCGCGGUCUUCUAUGGGUUCUACUGCUUCAGGACAUUCCAGAUCAUGUACAUUACCUUGAUCUCAAUCUUUGGUGGCGCCACAAUCAUCGCCGUCACCAAGCCUAUCUUCCGCACUCCGCAGUACCGUUGGAUCCGCUCCUGCCUCUUCCUCGCCAUGGGUCUCUCUGCCGUCUUCCCCAUCAUCCACAGCGUCUUCCUCUACGGGAUCCCACUGGCAAGGAAGGCAAUCGCAAUGGAUUACAUGGUCCUCAUGGGAUUCUUCUACGUCUUCGGCGCAAUCCUCUAUGGCACUCGUACCCCUGAACGUUACUUCCCUGGAAAGUUUGAUCAUUUCGGAUCCUCCCACCAGAUCUUCCAUAUCUGUGUUCUGUUUGGAGUGUUGACCCAUUUCUUGGGUGUUAUGAAGGCGAUGGAGUUUUGGCACGAUUCGAACCACACCUGUUCUAUCCCCAUCCAGGAGAUGAGGGCCGCUUAUGUGUAA